GAAAAUACUUGGAGAGAUACUAUCUUUAAAAAAAAAAAAGAUGAAACACGAAUUAAGACAGCAGAAGUUACUUCAAAAACAAAAAGAUGAAGAAAUGAAAAAUAAACAACGCCAUGAGAUAUAUGCUCUCAACAAUGUAAUGAAGAAACUAGAACACACCCACUUUAAGCAGUUCUGCGACUCAGUCGGUAUCAAGCAUAGAGAUAAUACUGAAACAAAUACAGCCACAUUUAACGAAUCAAUUCUUUCACAAAAUCUUAUUAUAUGAGAACAAUAAUUUUUUUCAAAGAAAAGAAUACCUUUUUAACAUUGACUAUUA
This is a messenger RNA of Octopus sinensis (East Asian common octopus), 319 nucleotides long. Its product is annotated as small vasohibin-binding protein-like. Lineage: Eukaryota; Metazoa; Mollusca; Cephalopoda; Octopoda; Octopodidae. Gene Ontology annotation, biological process: protein secretion; negative regulation of protein ubiquitination. The record is from RefSeq and is a predicted model, not a curated record. Gene Ontology annotation, cellular component: apical part of cell. The transcript has 2 exons. The coding region runs from base 41 to 268 and encodes 75 amino acids.